AUGGCGAUGCUCGCGUCGGGGGCGGCCACGGUGGGCGUGCGCAGGGUGAUCGAUGCGCGAGGGGUCGGGACGGGGGGACGGGGGACGUCCCUCGCCGCGCUGGGGCAGCGCAUGGACGCCGCGUGGACGGAGGCGGACGUGCUGGACAACGCGACCAAUACGGCGGCGGCCGACCACGGGUUCGUGUCGUUUGAAAAACAACGCGACUUUGAGAGCCGACCGUGGUCCUGGGACGAGACGGUGACGUGCGACGGGACGCAGAUCACGGACGUGGAUUUUGACUUCGACGCCGUCGAACCGGGUCGAGUGAAGCUUUGGAGAAACUCGAGCUUUGGUUUCAACUACUGGCGCACGCCGAGGAGUCGACAUUUUCAAAUUUACGAUACGAUGAUGAUUCGCAACGCGUAUUGUAAGGCUGGGCAGUACCAGCUGAACAUUGUCUGCUCGAUGGACUCGCACGACUCGUGCGAGUUCGCUCGAGAGCACUACAUGUUGGGAGCGCUAAAGUAUCCGCAGCCCAAAGAGAGACACCUCGGAUCUGGAUUGUUUUUCUGCGACAAGAGAACGGUGGAUCGGAUGCACUUUAAGCUGAUGUCAAUGUGCGGAGCGCGAGCGAACAUCGAGUUCAAUCGCAUCUCAAAUCUCGCCGCGGCUUCCAGAGAGGCAAAAAACAAAUUCGGUUGGCAAUUUUCACACAUUUGGUAUGUCGAUCCCGAAGACUUUGAGCUCGGUCUGAUACAUAAUCGCUUGUUCGAUCCCGCCAUGGCGGCCGCGUUCGAGGACAAGAUGCGUCUCCAGUGCUACAAGGACGGAGACGCCCUUCGCGCCAACAACUGCCAGGACGGCGUCGCGGUAGAACCAAGGCGCGUGUUCAACACGCGUAUAUUCGGCGGUAGUCCGUGGGCGGUGGGCGAAAUGCAUCGCCUGUUGACGUACUUCGUCCCCGAAUUUGUGCCGUUAAGGGGUAGGAUCAGCGACUGGUCGUUCGACAACGGGCUCCUGCGGAGGUGGAACUGGUUCCGACCGUACGGGUGCGCGUGCCCCUCGGACGAAGAGUUGUUGACGCAGUACGCGCAUUCAAGGAAUAAAGGAUUCACCAAGCAUUUGGCAUUCGAGAACCAAGUGACGGCUGGCGUCGCCACUCCACUGGCGCACGAGUACGGCUCUUGUCACUGGGUCGAUUUCGACGGUGACAUGGGAAAACUGUUGGAAUGA
This is a messenger RNA of Ostreococcus tauri, 1215 nucleotides long. Its product is annotated as unnamed product. NCBI's taxonomy places the organism in Eukaryota, Viridiplantae, Chlorophyta, Mamiellophyceae, Mamiellales, Bathycoccaceae. The record is from RefSeq and is a predicted model, not a curated record. The transcript has a single exon. Bases 1 to 1215 code for a protein of 404 amino acids.